Messenger RNA from Ramularia collo-cygni, 918 nucleotides. RefSeq lists its product as uncharacterized. NCBI's taxonomy places the organism in Eukaryota, Fungi, Ascomycota, Dothideomycetes, Mycosphaerellales, Mycosphaerellaceae. The transcript has 2 exons. Gene Ontology annotation, biological process: lipid homeostasis; mitochondrion organization. The record is from RefSeq and is a predicted model, not a curated record. Gene Ontology annotation, cellular component: mitochondrial outer membrane. The coding region runs from base 1 to 918 and encodes 305 amino acids.
AUGGACGACAAGAUGGAAGAACUCGACAGGCUCGAGUCCGGCCUGCACGUAGUCGACCCUGAACCCUACCUUGACCCCGAGGACUCGCAGCAAAACAGCGCCGAUGCAAAGAGCAUAUCAUCUUCAUCUGGCAGCACCAGCUCUCUCGGUCUCUCCCAACAUUCGGCGAUAUGGUAUCUCCAACGAGCACAGAAGUACUCUUCCUAUGUCUUCUCCGCCUUCGCCGCAAUGCACAUCACAAAUACCUCCCUCCUACCACUGCUCACACAAUCUGUCCACGGUAGCGAAUCAUACCUUCUUCUCACGAGACCCUACUAUCAAGCGCCCAUCUCCGAGCCGCUUAUGAUAUUCCUUCCACUAUCCACCCACAUCCUCAGUGGAGUGGCCAUGCGAAUCUUGCGCCGCAACCAGAACGCUAAGAGAUUUGGAGAGGCACAUUCAGAGGAGAACCGCGCUGCAUUCCUCACACGCUUCUGGCCACAUACAAGCGGGAUCAGUAAAUUAGGAUACAUGCUUGCGCCGCUCGUAACAGGACACAUGGUGAUCAAUCGAUUCAUACCAAAGUCAAUGGGGGAGAAUGUCGGACUGGGAUACGUCAGCCACGCAUUUGCCAAACAUCCUGCGGUUUCAUUCGCGGCUUACACGGCGUUGCUGAGUGUUGCUUGCUGGCAUGCGACUUGGGGUUGGGCGAAGUGGUUGGGAUACACGCCGGAUCAGUCUACGGAAAUGGGUGCUAAGAGGGAGCUCAGUAAGAAGAGACGAUGGUACAUCAUCAAUGCCCUCGCGGCGACGGUGACGGGACUGUGGAUGUCGGGCAGCUUUGGAGUUGUGGCACGAGGCGGAGAGGCACUUGGGUGGGUUGGAAAACAGUACGAUCAGAUGUACAGGAUGGUCCCUGUUGUCGGAAGGUGGAUGUGA